CCGCCAUGGUCAGGGGACCUCAGGCGGUCGGGGCUGCCCUUGGCGCUGCCUGAGCCGGCCCAGCCUCAGAGUCGGACUGCGCGCAGCCUGGACGGGAGAGCAGAGGGCAGCGUGUGGUGUGCAGCAGACCCUUGGGAAAGCCUGUGUCCAGAUGUGGCAGCAGCAGCCUGGCACGGAGAUUCUUACAGAGAAGCUUCAGGAGUGCUUGCAGGUGUGGCGCCCCAGUGCCACAUGAAGUAGGGCAUGGGUGUGGUACCUAGGAGUACCACUGGGAUGCUGUUGGCCGCAAUCUCAUUGGGUCUCCUGUUGUUAGCCCUCCUCCUGCUCCUGCGACACUUUGGCUGGGCCUUGCUGGUUAUUUGCUGGUUUGAGUUCGUGCAGCAGCCAGUCCGCAACCUGAUCAUGGGUGACACAAAGGAGCAGCGCAUCCUGCGCCAUGUGCAGCAGCACGCAAAGCCUGGAGACCCCCAGAGCGUCCUGGAGGCCAUCGACACCUACUGCACACAGAAGGAGUGGGCCAUGAAUGUGGGUGACGCCAAAGGCCAAAUCAUGGAUGCAGUGAUCCGGGAGUACAACCCCUCACUGGUGCUGGAGCUGGGAGCUUACUGUGGCUACUCUGCUGUGCGAAUGGCCCGCCUGCUGCCACCCGGGGCCAGGCUCCUCACCAUGGAGAUAAACCCUGACUACGCUGCCAUCACCCAGCAGAUGCUGAACUUUGCAGGCCUACAGGACAAAGUCACCAUCCUCAAUGGGGCGUCCCAGGACCUUAUCCCCCAGCUGAAGAAGAAAUACGAAGUGGAUACAUUAGACAUGGUCUUCAUUGACCACUGGAAAGACCGCUACCUUCCAGACACACUUCUCCUGGAGGAAUGUGGUCUGCUGCGCAAGGGGACGGUGCUCCUGGCUGACAAUGUCAUUGUCCCGGGAACCCCUGAUUUCCUGGCAUAUGUGAGGGGGAGCAGCAGCUUCGAGUGCACACACUACAGUUCCUACCUGGAGUACAUGAAAGUGGUGGACGGCUUGGAGAAGGCCGUCUACCAGGGUCCCAGCAGCCCGGUGAAGUCCUGACCACGCAGCCCUCCCUGGACUGCCCUUCCAGCUUCCUUCUACACGAUGACAUAAACUCAUUCCGACCCCCUCUAUGCUUCUGAGGCCUGUCCUCAGGGACUGUGGUUCCAGAUUGUCAUACACUAACUAGCACAUUCUAAAGGUAGUGAGCUCACCAUGCAAACCACUAUAACAACCCUGGAAAGCACCUGUGGAUAAAAGGCUGCAUUGGGGCCAGAGGGGCAGUAGAUCACAGUGCCUGCCCGGCACGCAAAAGCCCUCAAGCUUAAUCCUCUGCACCCAAGAACAAAAAGGGAGAUUUUUUUAAAAAAUCAAAGCAGGUGUCAUCUUGAUGGUCUCACUAACUGGAAGAGGCAAUUUUCACAGGGUUCUAGUGUGGGACCCCUGGGCACUGCCAUCACCCAUUAGGCCAGCAAUAAGUCAGGAAAUUGAACAUAUCCAGAUACCAUUCGGAUGUCACCAAAUGUCAGCAAUGACUCAGAGACAGUACUGUCACCAGCAACUCAUACCACACUUUUUCUUAAGAACGAGUCACAAACUUUUCAGGUGUGAUGGUGCACGCCUUUAAUCCUAGUAUCCAGGAGGCAGAGGCAGAUGGAUCUGAGUUCAGUGCUAGCCUGGUCUACAUAGUGAGUUCCAGGGCAGCCAGGGCUACAUAGAAAUACUUUGAAAAAAAAAGUUAUAACCUCUUUUAUAUUACAAAAGGAAUUAAAGAUCUGCAUAUUUGGGUGCAAGAAA
Molecule: messenger RNA, 1806 nt
Organism: Apodemus sylvaticus (European woodmouse)
Lineage: Eukaryota; Metazoa; Chordata; Mammalia; Rodentia; Muridae
Gene: Comt
Product: catechol-O-methyltransferase
Exons: 6
Coding region: 244-1068 (274 amino acids)
Biological process (GO): developmental process; catecholamine catabolic process; dopamine metabolic process
Cellular component (GO): dendrite; membrane; axon
Molecular function (GO): catechol O-methyltransferase activity; magnesium ion binding
Source: RefSeq, a predicted model, not a curated record